This is a messenger RNA of Oreochromis niloticus (Nile tilapia), 2136 nucleotides long. RefSeq lists its product as uncharacterized. The transcript has 11 exons. Lineage: Eukaryota; Metazoa; Chordata; Actinopteri; Cichliformes; Cichlidae. The record is from RefSeq and is a predicted model, not a curated record. Gene Ontology annotation, biological process: protein ubiquitination; ubiquitin-dependent protein catabolic process. Gene Ontology annotation, cellular component: cytoplasm. Gene Ontology annotation, molecular function: ubiquitin protein ligase activity. The coding region runs from base 58 to 2115 and encodes 685 amino acids.
AUUAAGAAAACCGGAAAGGGUAGGUACCAGUCGGCAACAGGAGACAUCACUGAUUGGAUGUCCGCGCUGUUCGUCUUUGGAACCGGAAGUUACUCUGCCUGUAGCGCAUUUCGUUUGAAAAACGGCGGAAUGUUUUGUCCUAGCUAUGGGAAAAAGCUGGUUGAGGAGUCACCAAACUUUUGCAGCGGCUGUGGCGAGAGGCUUUAUCACGCAUCUUGCAUCGGAGACACUUCACUCCCAUUGACAUCACAGACUACCUCAAACUGCCCAACUCCAACCUUCAGCACCUUCUUAGAAUACAGAAAAAAGAAAAAUGAAGAGAGGCAAAAGUUUUCUGAAGGGAGGAAGGGCUUAAAGAAAAAGGAAAAAAGAAAGGUUCAGAUAAAUGUCGGCUUGAUGACCAUUAAAAAGGGUGGUUUGAAGCCAUACCGUGGAAAAACUAUUUUCCUAACAACAGACCCUGACGCUACUGCCACAAGUCUGCUCAAUCAAGCUGUUAAAAAAAUGAAGGACUUUAACAAAGAUCUAAAAGAUGGACCUUUCCUUCUUCUGUAUCCGGAUGGCACUGAGGUCAUUACUGUCCCUGGAACACAAAGACCAUUUACACUUGAGGCUUAUAAGGCUGAAGUUGGCAAGCCUUAUCAAAGAAUCACUGUUUUCAUCUGCUUGAAGAGUGACUUUGAAGAUGUUGGAGAAAACUCAGACUUGUCUGACUCUGACCCAGAGAUUGUUAUUAAAAGGCCCUCUGAGUUUGAUCUUGCUGAUACACUGCCAUGGGAACUUCAACAUGAAAGCAGUCCUUUACAGAAAGCAGCAGAAUAUGAGAAGGGUGCUGGGGAUCUUGUGCUUGCUAAUGAAGUACAACAGGUAAAAAACUAUUUUAUUAGUAAAACAGUGCAGCAGACAAUCUCCACCGCCUUUACUUUGCAAUUAGAUAACGAUUCACUGUUUGCUGAGCCCCCAGAAGAACCUGUGUUAGUAAUUUUUUCCCUUUUUUUUAGAGACACCAAUUUGCAGGCACAUGGAAUUAUUGCAAAUUUGGCACUGGAACUUGACCACAAGAAGGUCAGCAGGUUCAAUAUAUCAAGGUCAGCUGUAUGGGAUGGAGCUGUUAGAGGAUUUCGACGCAGCACAUACUCUGACAACUACGACAUGUUCAUCAAGUUUAAUGAUGAUGCUGGCAGCUUUGAAGAAGGUUUGGAUACAGGUGGCCCGAGGCGUGAAUUCCUCACACUUCUUAUGGGCAGUCUGCGAAAUCGCCCCAUCUUUGAUGGACCUCCAGAGAGCCGUUAUCUUGUAUAUAAUUCAAGAGCUGCCAGGCAAGAUGAGUACUUUUUAGCAGGAAAGAUGAUCGCUGUAUCCAUUGUGCAUGGGGGACCAGCACCACAUUUCCUCUCCAAGAACCUGGUCAACCACAUCACAGGGAAUCAGAGUUUCAGCGCCACUGUAGAAGAUGUGCAAGAUGAGGAGAUCACAAAAAUUUUACAUCAGGUCCUGAAAGCUGAAUCAGAGGAGUCUUUGCAUAAUCUUAUUUUGCAAAACAGCACAAUCUUCCAAACUGCUGGAUGCCUCAGAAACGUCAAGCCUUUUGAGAAACAAGCAUUUGUGGAGGAGUACCUCAGAUGGUACAUCCUUGAAAGAAACCAAAGUGUCAUUCAACGAUUUAAAGAUGGACUGGAAAGUCUGAAUUUUUUAAGUGCACUGCAACAAAAUUCCAGUGUGCUGGCCCCACUCCUAUGCUUCUCUGCCAAGGCCCUGACUGCUUCAGAACUGGAGAGCAUGUUCAGACCAGAUCUCAGCCCAGCAGGAAGCAACAAGCGGCAUAAGGAGGUCCUAACACUUGGCUUUUGGGCAGAUUAUCUCCUUGAUUGUGAAGAGAAGGCAACAGCAGUGUGUCUGGAAGAUUUGAUGAUGUUUGCCACAGGGCUGACGGCAGUUCCACCGGCAGGAAUGACACCACCACCACCACGCAUCCAGUUUUUAAGUGUUUCGCCUUUUCCAGUUUCAAACACCUGUGCAAAUACUCUGAAGCUACCCAUCUGUGACUCAUACAGCAUCUUUAAGGCCAACAUGGACUUUGGAAUUCAAAAUGCUCCAGGAUUUGGAUGUUCUUAAAUCAGCAAGGUCAUCAAGUUA